CAGAAGUGAAGACGAGCGUCAGAGCAUCAGGAAGAGCUGAAAUCUGAUCAAAGACUGAGUUUAUUAAAGAGGACAGAGAGAAGAUGAGAGAUCCAGAGCCCUGCAGAAUCAAACACACUGAAGAUACUGAACAACAAACAGUGUGCAUAGGAAAUGGUCAUGUCAGGAUGAAAAAUGCACUACUGCAAGAAAGGGAUCUGUUCCGGAAGGUGGCCUGCCUGCCACAAGAAGCUGGUGGUUUUGUCCUUAUACCCCUUCGCCAUGGUCUGGAACACACAUAUUAAGAUAAGCGUCGUGAAUGUGACACCUACAACCUGACCAGCCAGGCAGAGGAGGACGAUGAGGUGAUUAGAUCAAUGAGGAAGCGCACUAAAAAAGUAAUUCCGGAGGGUUUUGUUAGAAAUGAAUUAACGGAUUCGGAUGAGAGUGUCAGGGGCGUCAAGCUACCCACCUUCCCUGCUGCACCAAGGAAGCUGCAGCCCAUUGAGGACACCAACAUGUUGCACAAUACUUCCCAUGAAGAUGGAGCCAUGUCUGGCCAAGUAGAGCGUGCGGACAGUUCAGGCAGUGAAAUGUCCACCCCCAACCAUGAAGAUGGAGCCAUGUCUGGCCAAGUGGAGCGUGUGGAUAGUCCCCGGGGCAGUGAAAUGUCCACUCCUAACUCUGUAAGUCAAACCUUGGAUGGCCUGAUGGAAGCCCUCUCUGGCCCAGAGAAAUGCGCUGCCAGAUCUUGGCGCAAGGAAAUGUCCAAUGCAAGCACAGCACCUCGGAUCAGAGACCUGUCGACACCCAGAUCUUGUCAUGCAGCAAGAGGUCAUGCGAGGGAUGGCUAUCGCUCCAGGUCCAACAGUGGAUCCACCAUCAGGUCCUGGCACAGUGAUUGUUCGAGACCCACCUUCAGGUCCAGACAUGAUGGGUCACGGCACAGUGAUGUCAGGUCCAGACAUGACCGAUCCCGUAGUGAUGCCCCCAGUCCCCCGGCCAGGUCCAGACACGAUAAAAGAGCACAGCGAUGUGAUGUCCGAUACCGUAGUGAUGACCGAUCCCGUAGUGAUGCCCCCAGUCCCCCGGCCAGGUCCAGACACGAUAAAAGAGCACAGCACAGUGAUCACAGCAUCCCCCCCUAUGACAGGCUUGAUGCAGUGACUGAGACUGGGAGAUGGGCAUUCCCGUUGCCUUUGGGUGUGUUCCAGAAAAGGUCCUGAGCCUACUGGUCGACAUCCGCCAUCGCCUGAAGUAAACACAGCCUGCCUCUUCAGCUGUCCAUAUAGAGAGAACUGACACCAUGGAGGACUUUGAGUUACAGGAGCAACACCUCUCUGAUGCACAGGCCUUUGAUACCCUGGUGCUGCAAGAAUUGGUGGGCGGAACACCAAGGACUGUGUCCACAAAGUGUUGGACAGGCUCUUCACCAACAGCCUCAUGGCCAAAUUUAAUUUGAAGGGCAAGGGGAAAAGGGGGAAACGCCCUUUAGAGGGAUCAAAGGUUUAUAUAGCAAUACAAGAUGGGAUCAUGAAAUUUGAUUCCACAGCCACUGAGGACUGCAUCAAGGUGAACGUGUCUGAGCACCUCAAGCACGCCGCAAAGACUUGGAGGUGGAGGAUUCACUACGCCCUGAUGAGCCAAGCCUAUACAGGACUUGAAAUAGAAGUUCAAUUAAAUUCAUCUAAAUAUUUGUUCAUAAUUCUGCCUCCAUUGUGCUUGAUAUGUCUGGUGCCCUUGUGAUGCCACUCAGGGCAAUUUAUUUUUGAAUAAAGAUGGUAA
Onychostoma macrolepis is the source of this 1764-nucleotide messenger RNA. RefSeq lists its product as uncharacterized. Bases 357 to 1205 code for a protein of 282 amino acids. NCBI's taxonomy places the organism in Eukaryota, Metazoa, Chordata, Actinopteri, Cypriniformes, Cyprinidae. The record is from RefSeq and is a predicted model, not a curated record. The transcript has 17 exons.